Akanthomyces muscarius is the source of this 1401-nucleotide messenger RNA. RefSeq lists its product as uncharacterized. The transcript has a single exon. Lineage: Eukaryota; Fungi; Ascomycota; Sordariomycetes; Hypocreales; Cordycipitaceae. Gene Ontology annotation, cellular component: mitochondrion; cytoplasm. Gene Ontology annotation, molecular function: NADP binding; 2-dehydropantoate 2-reductase activity. The coding region runs from base 1 to 1401 and encodes 466 amino acids. The record is from RefSeq and is a predicted model, not a curated record.
AUGGUCUCUCCGCCGCAUCCCAACUGGCUAGUCACGCUUCUAGCUGAUACAAAACCACCGCCGAAACUAUUUGCUUGGUGUCCCGAGAACAUUAGUCCGCUAUCGGGGGGGGGUUUUGUGAAAGCUUCUGGUAGUGAGUACGGAAACCAUGCUGCUGCCGACCCGAACGACUCGACACCGGACUCUGACGACCGCAUUUUCAUUGUCGGCCCUGGCAACAUUGGCAGACUCUAUGCUAGCUACAUGUCCAGACAUACCGACGCCCUGCCCAUCACUCUGGUUGUCCAUCGGAAAGAACUUUUAUCACAAUGGCUCACGUGUGAUGGGGUAGUGCUUGCCGACCGAGAUGGCGGCAGGAUGCUCAAAAGCAAGCGGUUCAACAUCGAAUGGUGGACAGAAGCCAAACCUCAAUACGGCCCUGUGAGAGAGGUGGCAAACGGAGGCACUUUGGGCAAAGUGUUCAUAUCGACGAAGGCUGAUGCUGGAUUGGCCGAAGUAGAUCGAUUCCGCCGAUACUUGGGGCGAUUGAGCUCUGUUGUCUUUGCACAGAACGGCGUGAGCAAGCUGUGGCCUCCGUACGGCCCCCUGUAUCUUGCCCAUCGGUAUGAUUUCAAUGAUACGCCGACCUUCUCAGCCUGUGUGGUGAACCAUGGCGUGUCAUCAGCAGGGCCCUUCUUGAGCAUUCACGCCGCUCCCGCCGACGCGUCCAUUGGGCCGAUCCUGUAUAGUUCAGGGCCACCGCUACCUUAUGAGGGACACACAAAAAAGAAAAAGGCGAAGUGGAAAUGGGGCAGCUCUUUCUCCCACUACAUCAGCACUACACCUCAUCUUGACACGAAAUUGGUCUGCGCUGGCGAAUUGUGGUUAAUCCAGCUGGAGAAGCUUGUCACAAAUGCCACAAUAAAUCCGCUCACAGCUUUGCUACGAUGCAAAACGGGAGAAUUGUUCACAAGCUACGCCUCGGAGGAUUCCCUUGCGCGUGUACUCGACAAGCUCCUGUGGCAAGCGAGCGCUGUAAUCCAAGCGCUAAUCAACCACCACGCCAGCCUCGACAUCGUCACUUCCUAUGCGGAGACGGUGCAGCGACUCAUACCAGGCGCCGACGACUACUACAAGAAUUUUGCAAAUAUCCGCCGAAAGCUGACCGUCAGGUUUUCGCAGCCUGUUCUAAAGGCGAAGAUGUAUGCAUUCGGUCGCAAAAUCAGUGAGCACCGAAGCUCGAUGCUUCAGGACGUGGAGGCGGGGAGAAGAACAGAAAUACAAGACUUGAACGGUUGGAUCGUCGACAUGGCCGAUUUCUUGGGCACGGGUCUAGAUGUGAGCGUCCAUUGCGGUUUGAUAGAGCUGAUUGAAAGUGGUCGAGUCUUAGACAAGAGGGAGUUGGCAAGAGAGUUACUGUAA